AUGUUUGGCUGGGGCCCUGGGCUGGGCCUGGCCUCGGUUAGCAAAGAACCAGAAGAGGAACGCGAUGCUCCUGCUCGACCAACCCCGCUAGACUUCCCCAUCUAUCAGCUUCCGGAUGUGGUCCCCCACCCCGCCAAUUCGACCCUGCAUGACCUACCCGACCUUCUGGCCUCCAUCAAACGACCCCAAGAUAUCACCCUUGAACGAUUCGCCGCGCUGAAUCUCAAAGUCGAUCGCGAUGUCGACAUCCAAGACAUGUUCCCAGAGGAUCAGGCACAGUCCCCGCCCAUGCCGUGGGAGCCAACACCGGAAGUCCCCGCCGGAGACGCCCAACCCCGUCCAUUGAUGAACAAUGGACUCCCAUACCCGCCAAAUGACCGAUUCGAAGUACUGCAGAACGAGUUGUUGCUAGACAAUGACGAUGUUUUCAGAGAGAUCGCCCGACUACCCCUCCGCGAGGGUCGCGAUCGGGUCCGCGUGACCCAGUCACGCAAGUUCUGGGCGGCAUUGGAGCGAAUGGCACAAUACUGGGAUACAAGUCUGGAUAACUAUUUUGAACGCCCGGCAACGCCGCAGCGCACCCCACCAUCCGAGGCUGAGAACAAGGAGGAUGAGAUGCAGAUCGAUAGCCAGCCUGGUAUGACAGAUUCCACGAUGGACGUGGAUCAAGCGACGUUGGUCGGCAGCGCCGAUCGUGAAAAGGCCCCGCAUCCCACUGUCAAGUUGUAUACAGGUCGUCGCAGUGGAUCCGGCAGCGAAAUGCCCGAGGAUUGCCGUGAUGAGGUCGUCAGGAGUUUUAUCGAGAUGGCCGCCUGGCCGUUUGGAUGCCAGGUUACUAUCCCCACGUUGCCACCCCGGCUGACAGUCAAGAACCUACUUUUCCCAGUCCGACAGUCCUUGCAGUCGGCGCGAUCUCCGCGAGACCGCGAGACCGCGCGAAAUGGUAUCCUAGAGGGACCCGUUCUCAUCGCGCAGUGUCGUCCUGAAACCGGUUUCCGAAACGAAGGCGACGCCCCCGGGACAGGUCUCGGAGAGAUCUGUGACCUCUUUCGUGAAGUUGGAGGCAUGUUGCUGGCUGCGCAGGAGCGCGCUCGUGAGGGGGGCUUAGAGCUGCGACCGGGAGAGGGAAAAUGGUGGACAAUCAAACCGCGGUUUGGUGGUGCCCCCGCUGAUGAAAUCUUGGCAGGUCUCAUGAAUGGACCUGGUAUUCACGGAAUACCUAUUCCCGACUCCCUGCUCGGUCCUAGUGAAGACAAGCCUUUGACAUCCGCCCCGGAGGCGGAGAGCGCGCGCAAGAGACACAAGUUCGAACAUCCAUUUGUGACUUCUUUGGCGCGCCGGCCGAGUGCCAUGCGCAAGCUUUCUAGUGGCGAGAAAUGGCAAAUGAUUCAGCCUGGUCCUAGUCUGUGGGAUAAGCGUAUGCGGUAUAUGCAGAUUGGCAAGGCUAAGGAUAGCCCAUUUGAUGAUAUUUACAUGAUUUCGUCUAUUAACCAUCAUAUCGCUAUCUUGCAUCUCCGAGUUCACCGCAGAUACCUCGAAGUCCUCACUAACGGUGAAAGCAAUUACCCCGAGGAAUCCAACGUUCCAGACCAACCAUGGCACGUCCUGAAACUCCAACGUACCCGGUGGUACGACUUGCUAGAUGCAAACGACCGCCUUGAGGGACUGAAAUGCGUCUGGAGGCUAUUCCAUUACCAGCAGAGAGCUGUCUGA
Molecule: messenger RNA, 1713 nt
Organism: Penicillium pulvis
Lineage: Eukaryota; Fungi; Ascomycota; Eurotiomycetes; Eurotiales; Aspergillaceae
Exons: 3
Coding region: 1-1713 (570 amino acids)
Source: RefSeq, a predicted model, not a curated record